AUGGUCUUCCCAGGUCGAUUUAGCUCAGGCUGCUUGCGCUGUCGUCAGCGAAAAGUCAAGUGUGAUGAGGGAAAACCGACGUGUCGACGAUGUUACAACUACGGGAAGCCCUGCCUUGGAUAUACCGAUGAGUUUCAAUUCCGACAUGCCUCGCAGAAGAAUCGCUCGCAGAGCGUAUCGUCAACAUCAUCGAAAGCGUCACCCACAGCAACCACCGUCACCACAACGAGCCCGCCGCCGGUACAGAACAAGAAGAAGCCCGACACGUCACCGAAGCCCAACACACGACUCGUAGAGGCCGCGAACCGACGGAGAUCCGCGGCCAUGGCCAUGGUUCGACACCCAACAGAAUCAUACGAGGACAUGUCGCUCUGCUACUUCGUUCGUCGUUUUGUCUCACCUGAUGACAAUGAUGGGUUUCCCGGCCACUUCACAUUUCUGCCGGGUCUGUACGAUCACCACAAGAAUGGACUCAUCGAGACUGCGACGCUCAGCGUGGCUCAACUGGCGGCUUAUAAUCACUUGGGCAAGGAGGAGCUUCGGACGGAAUCAAUGAAGAAUUACGGGCGUGUUAUUAGGGGUCUACAGCAGAGUUUUCGGUCGGACGACCAGGCGAUGGAUGACAAGACGAUUGCGACGAUUUUGCUUCUCUGUACAUACAAGGAUUUUAGUGGCGAAGGGUUAGGUGAUCCGAAUGAACAUGCUUCAGGUCUUUUCUAUCUGUUGGAGAAAAGAGGGCCGAGUCAGAUUGGGACAAGACGAGGAUCAGAGCUCUUUAUGCUGGCUCAUUUGCGACUGCAAAUCUAUUCUUUCCUCCACGGCGACGACACCUACACCGAUCCCGGCGCCAUAGCCACUGUUAUCGGUAUCUUCGACCCUCUGCUCCGGGCCUUAGGAAUGAUGUCACGAACACUGUCACUCCGUCAUCGGUUAGGCUGGCUCAUGCAUUCCGAGCUGUUCCAGCAAGACGGCCAAAGCCCUUCGACAGCAUCACAAAGUAGCGCAGGAUCUGAACAAGAGAGACAAUUAAUACAGGAAUGCUUCGAUAUGCUUGACAGCUUCAACACCUGGGACUAUGAGGCGGCAUCGUACUGGCAGAGCACCUUUGAAGGUCGCGGUGUCCCCACGGCUCUCGGCGAAAUGGGCUCGGGAGCGGUACAUUACGAUUCCGAGACAGCGUGUAUCAUCAUCUUGAUCCGCUCAGCGCGCCUCAUCCUCCUUCAAAGCUUGCUCAUGUACCAGACUACUUUACAAACCCUGGACGAGGAUGGCGAACCUGGUUAUGGGGCCAUGUGGGCGGAAACAGUCCCACUUCUGGAGUCUGACGUGCGUAAAACUAUUGAUGAUAUGCUGGCCGGCGUGCCAUAUGCCCUAGGAGACAUUGACCCGAAGGGUAUGCCUGCUACAAUGACAUACGACGGGGCUGCCGCUCUCGUUAUCGUGCAUUCCAUUAGGCUUGUUACACAUUGCAUCUACACGACACCUUCACAGAAUGAGAGAGCUGAGAUAAUCUUGACCAGAUUGAACUCAGCUAUAGGAUUGAGAUCCGCCGUUGGAAUGCUGGCCGGGGACAUCUCUAAUUUACACCUUGGUCCGUCGUCGAUUGCAGGUUCACCACCAGGUUUGAUAGAAUCAGGCUUGGCCAGCGAAAGUCCUGAGAGCAAGAUUUCUGGUGUAUUGAGUGAGGUGGAAUUGCUAUUUUCUUGA
This is a messenger RNA of Fusarium sp. VM40, 1707 nucleotides long. NCBI's taxonomy places the organism in Eukaryota, Fungi, Ascomycota, Sordariomycetes, Hypocreales, Nectriaceae. The record is from the annotation of a GenBank genome assembly.